Messenger RNA from Moneuplotes crassus, 1091 nucleotides. The record is from the annotation of a GenBank genome assembly. NCBI's taxonomy places the organism in Eukaryota, Ciliophora, Spirotrichea, Euplotida, Euplotidae.
ACUUUAAAUAGAUUAAUAUAUUUCAAGCAAAAUGAACACCUCUCUUGAUAUCAAUACAUUCAGAAGACACCCUCAAAAUACCCUAAAUGACAGCAAUGCUAAAAUAUUGAGAUUCUCACAGCAAAUUCCUAUUUUCGCUAAUAUAAGAGACAUUAAGAAUCGGACAAAUGACCUGAAAAGGUCUAGCAUGAACUUGGCUUCUCAUAGAAUAAUGGAGAUCGUAAACCCAAGAAAAUCUAUUCGCAAGAUGACAAAUUUUAAGCGGAAUACUUCAAAGGCAAAAUCUGAAGUCAGAAAGUACAUAAAUUCAGGCUCAAGGUAUUACGAUAAGAGGUCUAAAGCGGACAAAUUCCAUAAAAAAUUCUCAAAAUUUAAAGGAACUCAAAAUUUCGCUGUUCUCAAAAAUUAUUCAAACCAGGAUCAAGAGCACAGAAGUACUAGAAGACCGAUCCGUUUUGGAGAUGAAGAAGUUGACUCUUCAAAUGCUUCGAAUACAGGUGAAAAAACUUCUGAAAAGCCAAAAAGAUCCUCUCUCUUUAAAAAAUUAGAAAAAAGAAGGACUGGGAUACUUCUCUCUUUUGAUACUCAGAAAAUUCAGGAUGAAAAUCAAGAAGUAACCAGCAAACCUUCUGACAGCACAAUUGUAUCUCACACGACCCAAACCAACUCCUUUGCCAGGACUUCCCGAAGAAAUAUCCUAAGACCAAGCGUGGACAGUAGAAAAAACAAUAACAACUACAUGGCAAGAAUUGAAAGUUAUUUAAGAGCCAACAAGAUUAGGGCAUCUUUUAAAGAUGCCUCUCUUGGGCAAAUGAAAAUAACUGACUACAGCUCCCUAACGACACCAAUCAAUCCCAAAACAACUCCAGGAAUGACCGAUGCUGAUCUCUCAUACAUCUCAGAUAUCCACAGGAUCAUGAAGACCCUUACUAAGGAUGAGCAGGUUGAUGGGUGGACGAAGAAGUCAAGGAUUCACAGGGUUAAGAGAAGAUACGGGAUUUGUAGGAAAAGGAUCUUUAGUCAUUAAGAAUGGUGAAGGAGAGAUGAGUUUUGGCACCUGAGUGUGAUAGAAAGCUGGUUGGUUUAAGAGU